UCGCUCAGCAGCUGUGCAGCCUCGGCAUCGACCACACAACGCGGGAGUCACCGGCGCCGAACACAGCGGCUCCUCAACACCCCGACGCGAAAACCUCCAGACCGCCGCGGUCCAAACGCUGCCUUUUCACGGCGUCGUGUCAGCGGAACGAGAUGGCGCAACGAGUGGCUCUAGUGGCGCUGCUGCUGGCUGCGGCGGCUCCGGCUCUGGCUGCCGAGGUGCCUACAGAUGUUUCCAUGGGGCUGUUGGCGGAGCCCCAAGUGGCCAUGUUUUGCAGCAAACUCAACAUGCACAUCAACGUGCAGAGCGGCAAGUGGGAGCCGGACCCCUCGGGCACCAAGAGCUGCAUUGGUACCAAGGAGGGCAUCCUGCAGUACUGCCAGGAGGUGUACCCGGAGCUCCAGAUCACCAAUGUGGUGGAGGCCAACCAGCCAAUCAGCAUCCAGAACUGGUGCAAGAAGGGGCGCAAGCAGUGCCGCAGUCACAUCCACAUCGUGGUGCCCUACCGCUGCCUGGUCGGAGAGUUUGUGAGCGACGCCCUGCUCGUUCCUGACAAGUGCAAGUUCCUGCACCAGGAGCGUAUGGACCAGUGUGAGAGCCACCUGCACUGGCACACCGUGGCCAAGGAGUCCUGCGGAGACCGCACCAUGAAUCUCCACGACUACGGGAUGCUGUUGCCGUGCGGCAUCGACCGGUUCCGCGGCGUGGAGUUUGUGUGCUGUCCCGCCGAGGCCGAGCGCGAAGCCGACAGCGCCGAGCGGGACGCCGAUGACUCCGACGUGUGGUGGGGCGGGGCGGAGACGGAUUACUCCGACAACGGUAUGGUGCGGGAGCCAGAGCCAGCGGAGCAGCAAGAAGAAGCCAGACCAUCUGUGGUAGAGGAUGAGGAGGAUAAAGAGGAGGAAGAGGAGGUGGUGGCUGAGGAAAAUGACGAGGAAGAGGAGGAGGAAGAGGAUGUGCUGGAUAACGACCAGGAUGGAGACGGAGAGGAGGAUGAAGAGGUGGUGGAAGAGGAGGAGGAGGUCGAGGAGGAGGAGGGAGAUGACGGAGAUGAUGACGACGAGGACGAUAUUGUCGACAGGCUCGACGAUGAUGAUGACGACGAGCCCACCACCAAUGUCGCCAUGACAACCACCACCACUACCACCACUACGGAGUCUGUGGAAGAGGUUGUCAGGGAUGUGUGCUGGGCCAAUGCGGAGACCGGUCCGUGCCGGGCCAUGCUGUCCCGCUGGUUCUUUGACCACCAGGAGGGGCGCUGUGCUCAGUUUAUCUACGGCGGCUGCGGAGGCAACAGGAAUAACUUUGACUCAGAGGAGUACUGCCUGUCUGUCUGCAGCAGCGUCAUACCCACAGCCACGCCCAGCUCCCCCGACGCCGUGGACUACUACCUGGAGACGCCUGCUGAUGAAAACGAACACGCCCACUUCCAGAAGGCCAAAGAGAGCCUUGAGGCCAAGCACCGCGAGAGGAUGUCCCAGGUGAUGAGAGAGUGGGAGGAGGCCGAGAGGGAAGCUAAGAACCUUCCCCGCGCUGACAAGAAGGCCGUCAUCCAGCGUUUCCAGGAGAAGGUGGAGGCCCUGGAACAGGAGGCGGCCAGCGAGCGGCAGCAGCUGGUGGAGACUCACAUGGCUCGGGUGGAGGCUCUGCUGAAUGACCGCCGCCGCCUGGCUCUGGAGAGCUACCUGACGGCGCUGCAGCAGGACUCCCCCAGGCCUCGCCACGUCUUCAGCCUGUUGAAGAAGUAUGUGCGCGCGGAGCAGAAGGACCGGCAGCACACCCUCAAACACUUUGAACACGUGCGCAUGGUGGAUCCCAAGAAGGCCGCCCAGAUCAGACCUCAGGUGCUGACCCACCUGCGUGUCAUCGAGGAGCGCAUGAACCAGUCCCUGGGACUCCUCUACAAGGUGCCCGGCGUGGCCGACGACAUCCAGGACCAAGUCGAGCUUCUGCAGAGGGAGCAGACGGAGAUGGCCCAGCAGCUGGCCAACCUUCAGACGGAUGUGAGGGUGAGCUACGGCAACGACGCCCUGAUGCCCAAUCAGGAGUUUGGGGACGGCCAGACCGACCUGCUGGCCCGGGAGGACACACUCGGCCUGGGAGGGGUCGGCUUCAUCCACCCCGAGAGCUUCAACCAGCCCAACACUGAGAACCAGGUCGAGCCAGUGGACUCUCGCCCCAGUCUUGACAGGGGCAUUCCUACACGGCCAGUGACCGGAAUGAAGAUGGACGCCGUACCUGAGCUGCGGAUGGAGACGGAGAACAGGCAGAGCACCGAAUACGAAGUUCACCACCAGAAACUGGUCUUCUUCGCAGAGGACGUGGGCUCCAACAAGGGCGCCAUCAUCGGCCUGAUGGUUGGGGGCGUCGUCAUAGCGACCGUGAUCGUCAUCACCUUGGUGAUGCUGAGGAAGAAGCAGUACACCUCCAUCCACCACGGAGUCAUCGAGGUGGACGCUGCCGUCACCCCAGAGGAGCGCCACCUCUCCAAGAUGCAACAGAACGGUUACGAGAACCCGACCUACAAGUUCUUCGAGCAGAUGCAGAACUGAGGGGAAUGUCUCAUGUUCACGGCACACAUAGAACACACACACACACAGACAUUCGCUCCCACACAUUACACACCUCCCCUCCCCUUUCCUCCCCAAUCUCCCACCCCAAAUACCCCUCCCCGUCUCCACAGAGCCAGUGGGGCUUAGAUCAUUGAGCGACUGUAGCCGGGGGUUUUCUUUCAUUUCUGCCUGGGCGGACACAGCGUGCUCGAGCCCGCUUGCACCGUUCCUGUUCAGUUUACCGGAGCAAGACGCCCUUUUGAUUAAAAGAAUCAGGCGAUUUUGCACGUUGCUCCGCCUGGUGCCCGCUGUCGAAAGGAAAGCAGAAAGGCCCCGCCCGGCGCACUAAAACCAGCCCUCUCUUCGGGGGCGGAAUCGCUUUCUCGCCACGCUGAUUCAGGGCCAGUGUAUUAUCAGUUUGGGGUUUUUUUGUUUGCCGUGGGACGGUUUUAGGUGUGGAUUUGUGUAGAAAAAUCUGACCAGUGAGAUUUUAGGCGCACGCUGACCCUGGGCCUCGUUUAGAAAAAGUGUUUGCAGUGUUAGCAUUUAAAAAUCAAAUCGGGCAACAGCACCAUUGUUCUAAAUCAGGUGCAGUGUUUCCCCACUAACUGCCCCGCUACUGCACUCCCUCGACAGUCUACACUGGAGUAUCCCCUCCUUCCCCUCCCCUCCUCUCCCUCCAUCUCCUCCAUCCUCUUUUCUUUAUGCAUUCUUACAAUGGCUGGAAUGUGUUAAGUCACAAAAGGCUCCCAAGGAUAUGUGGAGAAGCUGAUGAUAAUGAAUAUGUUGACGACGACGAGGAUAAUUGUGUAUUCUGAAUGAGCUGUUUUUUAUUUUAGUUUUUUUUUUUUUUUGUUUCGUUUCCAGUUUUGUUUUUCAAAAAAGAAUGAAAACCGAGAAGAAGAAAAAAAAAAGUGAAACCGAUGUAAAGUCCUUUUUUUAAAUUGCGUGUAAUGUUACUGAAGUAAUGCUGAAGUCGUAGCUGUUCCUAUGUAGUGCAUGACAUCAAUGACAACAGGAUUUGGAAGAAAAAAUAUAAAAAAAACAAAGAUCUUAAUGCUGCUCUCUCCCACGUAUAGAUUGUCAUUCUAGCAAGAUUGUACAUUUAGUAUCUUCUCGUGAUCACGUGACUUCAAACAAUGAAAAAUAUAUAUAAAUCUAGAUGAACGGGCUCUGCUUUGAUAUCAUGUAAAAUACACAUUUAAAAGAGAUCUGUGAUUUUGGAAUUUAAGUGUGUUCCUCGUGUCUUUUUACGUUUUAAUCAGCUGUUUUUUUGUUUUUAUUUUAAACAAUGCUACGUUCCCGGAGCUGCACGAGGGGGGGGCUGGCUUCAUCUCUGUUUCUGUAUAUUCUCAUCCACUGAAAUAUAUUGUUAAAAAUCCUCAUGCACAUCCGAAAUCAACCCCGUAUAUAAAAAUAUAUUAUUUUA
Messenger RNA from Gasterosteus aculeatus aculeatus (three-spined stickleback), 3981 nucleotides. RefSeq names its product amyloid beta (A4) precursor protein a (gene appa). Gene Ontology annotation, cellular component: membrane raft; early endosome; Golgi apparatus. The record is from RefSeq and is a predicted model, not a curated record. Gene Ontology annotation, biological process: axonogenesis; central nervous system development. NCBI's taxonomy places the organism in Eukaryota, Metazoa, Chordata, Actinopteri, Perciformes, Gasterosteidae. Gene Ontology annotation, molecular function: serine-type endopeptidase inhibitor activity; heparin binding; signaling receptor binding.